ACAAAGGUUGACCAUUCCCAACCAAUCUUAUUACAUAUUGAGUAUUUUAGUUCUAAUAUUGCAAACGGAACACUCCAGGUACAUAGAACUUAUUUGUUAUUAUCAAAAAUUACAGAAUUUGAAAAGUUUCAACAAUCCUAUUAGAUGAUAAACUUGUUAACCAACUUCAAUGGUUCAAAGCAUACCGGGAAUAGGCUAUUAGAAGUCUAGCCGAAAAAAGUAAUAUAAAGAAAAGUUUAAAUCUAGCUGCAGAUUUUCUGAGAAAAGUAAAAGUUGGAUGACGAUUUAUUUACCUGGAGGAAAGGAGUAAAUACAACAUUUUAUAUUGCAGUCUGUAUAGCUAAGUGGCUGACCACUCAAGCUGUAGCAUUACCCACAAAGUAAUGCUGAACAUUUUACCAAAUUCUUGGAUGGAACACAGACCCCCUGAGAGACCAUUUAAAGCAUACCCACGAUCUCCAAUAUCAACUCAAUCAAGCCAGAGCUUUUAUCCGAACAUGCAGAACCCGAUGACAUCCCCAGCUGUAACAGCGUCAAUGACAAGUAUGGCAGCUGCAAUCGCGAUGCAGCAGUACCAAUCUCACCCACAAAUGGCACAUCAUUCCCAGCAGGAACAACCGGUGUGCAUGGUGACGAAAUCUGAACCUCCAUCACCUCCUCGUCCCUCAAGCCUCCAGAUGUCCGGCUUCAUUGAUAUCUCUGAGGGCCGGAAUGCUCCACCACCAGAUGGCUCUGGUAUGCCUAGUAGCACUGGGGGUAGUCUGGAUUACUCAAAUAGCCGAAAUGGUGAUAUGAUCAACAGUCGCUCUAGCAACAUAAUUACAUCACCCAUGAACUAUAACCGUAGCAACUCUUCACCUGCUGCAUCAAAUUCCGGAUCUGCCCCCUCCUCGUCAUCUGAGCAUCCCCGUGGUGCUGAGGGUGGGCUUGAUGAUCUCGACAAUUCUAGUAUGCCUCCCAAGAAACGCACACAGUCUGUUCCUGAUCAGAUGAAAGAUGGCGCAUAUUGGGAUAAGAGGAAGAAAAACAACGAGUCAGCCAAACGCUCUCGUGAUCAGCGUCGUAUGAAAGAGGAGCAGAUAGCAAUGAGAGUCGUGUUUCUUGAACAGGAAAACCUCCAAUUGAGAACCGAGGUCUCAUUGUUGAAAUCGGAGAUUGAAAAACUGCGAUGUAUGCUCUACAACAGUUAGAGAGGAGCUACUUAGGUAUGUCGGAACAUUCUAAAUGUAGGCAUAUUACUACAAAUAGUAAACAUACACAAAAGAUACCCCCUAACUGUGGUAGGGGAAGACAUAUGAAGGUUUGAUAUUACAGUCAAGCUUUUUGAUGCGUUGCAAUCUAGACAAUAGACAGAGAAUGGGAGAUUUGUCUCUAAUGUUACAACAACGAGGAUUUCACAGGAAAUUACACAGUGAAGAAAAAAAACAAUAU
Molecule: messenger RNA, 1431 nt
Organism: Owenia fusiformis
Lineage: Eukaryota; Metazoa; Annelida; Polychaeta; Sabellida; Oweniidae
Source: the annotation of a GenBank genome assembly